Messenger RNA from Arvicanthis niloticus (Nile rat), 2558 nucleotides. It is a transcript of the gene Lrrc18, whose product is annotated as leucine rich repeat containing 18. Gene Ontology annotation, molecular function: protein binding. The record is from RefSeq and is a predicted model, not a curated record. Gene Ontology annotation, cellular component: cytoplasm. NCBI's taxonomy places the organism in Eukaryota, Metazoa, Chordata, Mammalia, Rodentia, Muridae.
UUUGUGAGGUUUCUCUAGAGUGGAAUGGAGUUGGGGAGAGCAAGGGCUCUCCUCUCCCAUCCUCUAGAUCAUCGGCUAUGAGCUCCAAGGAAGACCCAUCCUUUCUGUUACCAACAGAAAAAGACGCCAUUACCAAAUGGUGGUAAGACAUCCAGCCAAAAGCUGGCGUCAAGAUUAUGCUGAUUAACUCCAAGUCCCAAGACUCUUGUUGCCUGGAGACAAAGUUUCACAGUGAAGGAGAUUCUGGACAAAAAGCAGAGCCUACCGCCUAGCAGUUUCAUGUAACAAACUCAUCACCAUCAACUUGGGAAAACCAUUCUUCAAAUACACUCCCAUAAUUAGAGACCAUGGCCAAGGGUGGGAAAGGCCCCAAGGGCAAAAAGAUCACCCUUAAUGUGGCAAAGAAUUGCAUCAAAAUCACAUUUGAUGGGAGAAAACGUCUUGAUCUGAGCAAGAUGGGAAUCACCACCUUCCCCAAGUGUAUCUUGCGGCUCAAUGACAUAGACGAGCUAGAUCUUAGCCGGAAUCUGAUCAGAAAAAUUCCCGACUCCAUCUCCAAGUUCCAGAACCUGCGAUGGCUUGACCUGCACAGUAACUAUAUUGACAAGCUCCCUGAAUCCAUUGGCCAGAUGACCUCCCUCCUCUUCCUCAAUGUCAGCAACAACAGGCUGACCACCAACGGGCUGCCUGUGGAGCUGAACCAACUGAAGAAUAUCCGCACUGUGAAUCUGGGCCUUAACCACCUGGACAGCGUGCCCACCACACUGGGGGCACUGAAAGAGCUCCAUGAGGUGGGGCUACAUGACAAUCUGCUGACUACUAUCCCCGCCAGCAUCGCCAAGCUCCCCAAGCUGAAGAAGCUCAAUGUAAAGAGGAACCCCUUCCCUGAUGCAGAUGAAUCAGAGAUGUUCGUAGACUCCAUCAAAAGGCUAGAAAACCUCUAUCUGGUGGAAGAGAAGGAUCUGUGUUCAUCUUGCCUGCAGAAAUGCCAACAGGCCAGGGAUAAGUUGAACAAAAUCAAGAGCAUGGCCCCCUCUGCACCAAGAAAGGCCAUCUUUUCCAAUUUGGUUUCACCCAACUCAAUGGCCAAGGAUUCCCAAGAAGAAUGGAGGUUACGCUCAUCCACCUCCUAGAGUAGCUUAUGGCAAAAUACAUGAAGACCAAUCAGCUAACAGAAAUAAACGACUCUGAAGAGGAAAAGUCCUAAAUUAGAAGACUGAGUGGCACAGGGAACAUUCUGGAAGACAGGCUCUCCGGUGCUGCCCAAGUCACUGAAUUGCUUUAUGAUUUUUACUUUAUUUACCUUGUUUUUAUGCUACCUGUUUGUGGAAAUGUCCUUUAAAGAUAUUACAUGUGGUUUUCUAGAUGUAUGUAAAGAGAACAUGUAACAAGAUUGUAGAUAUACACUGAUAGACAAUUAAAGACUUAAGAGUCUACAGUAAGACUGAAAAGUCUUUCGUUCUCUACAUGUCAGUUAAAAUGGUACAAUAUCACCACCAGUAACUUUUGAAAAUUGCAUGUAUAUGAUUAUAGACAUCAAGGAGCCAAGACAUAUAUAAAAUACACACCUAGAGAAAUACAUGCACAUUAUGAACAAAUCGAAGUGGAAUUUUAACCAUUUCCUUAGUUGUACACAAAAAGGUAGCAAAAGGAAAACAGAAAUAAAGAAAACACGGACAAAAAUUAAAAGGGCCUUGUAUUCCAACAUUUUAAUGAUUACACUAAAUGUAAAUGGCCAAUUUUAUUUGUAGUGGCUCUAAAAAUAACCAGGUGGCUUUUAAUCCACAAGAAGAUGAACAAACUCUGGUGUUACAUCUUACAUAGAGAGUGCUAGUCAGUAAUAAAAGGAAACAAAUUAUUUGAAAUUACAACAACUUGGACAGAGCUCAGUGGUAGUAUUCUGGUCUUUAAAGGGCCAGUCUCCAAAUAUUUCACACUCUGUGAUUAUAUUUAUAGAAAUGCCUCUAAAUGAUAAAAUGAAAGUGAUGACAAAGCAGGUCAACAGUUGUCAGUACCCAAGAAUGGCAGGCAUUUCAGGAGUGAGCUUGAUAGUGACAUGGCAGUGCAAGAGCUGUCUUUGUAAUGAAGAUUGCACACUAGGAUUACGGUAGUACUCACAUGAAUCUGGGCAGAAUGCAAAAAUCACAAAGAUGUAAACAGACAUGGAUGGUUCUGGUUUUAAAACUGUGUAAGUUGGUGGUUAAACCACUUGUUCCCAUGGAGGGUGGGGAGUAGAUGAUGCAUGUAUAGAGAGACUCCACUGUUUUACAACUUCCUAUAAAUUUAUUGUUACUUUUAAAACAAACCUUAAAAUAAUUAAAGCCUAAACUCAGCAACAGGCGUAUCUUUGUACCUCUCUCCUUGUACUUAAGAGUCACUGUGUUAUGGUUAUUGUGAUACUCUGGCAUACCUACUAAGUCCUGAGCUGUUUGUAAUUCUUCAGCCAUGCCAUAGAGUUAAGGCAUUUCAAUCAAAGGAGCAGUGUACUUUCAGCUCACUGGAUUCAUUUGAAAGUACUCAUUGUGAUUGUAUCCUUGCAGGUUCUAAUAGAUUUGCUU